This is a messenger RNA of Microsporum canis CBS 113480, 633 nucleotides long. RefSeq lists its product as hypothetical. The coding region runs from base 1 to 633 and encodes 210 amino acids. The record is from RefSeq and is a predicted model, not a curated record. The transcript has 3 exons. Lineage: Eukaryota; Fungi; Ascomycota; Eurotiomycetes; Onygenales; Arthrodermataceae.
AUGCUCACUAACCAGCUUCUGGUCCUCCUCGCCUUUGGCUUGAGCCUUGUCUCCGCGCAUUUCCGUGUUGAAUACCCUUACUGGCGAGGAAACUCCUUCAAAACACAGUAUACCCGUCCAUGCGGCGGCAUCAACAUCACCACAAACCGUACGGAAUGGCCUGUUGACGGUGGUUCUAUCCUCUUCAAGCCCACUCACCCCUGGGCCUUGACUUACGUCAACCUUGGCCUGGGAGAAAACGACUCCGUCAUCUUCGAUCAUAUACUUGUCCCUGGUUUCAACCAGACCGGUAACGGCACGUUUUGCUUCCCUAAGAUCUCUAUCCCAAAGGGCCUGGGUAUUCAGGACGGCACGAACGCAAGUCUGCAGAUAGUGCAGGUGUCGGAAGGCGGUUCGUCGCUGUACAAUUGUAUGGAUAUUACCUUCUCUAAUUCGCCUAGCAACCUCCUUGCUCAGGAUAUGUGUGUCAACUCGACCGGUGUCGGUGGAGCUGCCAUCACAUCAACUCCCACAUCUGGCGAAGGUUCCCCUUCUGCCUCGCCAUCUCAUGGAGGAACAAUCUCCAAUGCUGGUGCUACAAGUAUCGGGAUCACCACCUUGUUUGCGAUGGUCGUUGCCAGCUUGCUCGUUUAG